Messenger RNA from Cannabis sativa, 2970 nucleotides. RefSeq lists its product as uncharacterized. The record is from RefSeq and is a predicted model, not a curated record. The coding region runs from base 206 to 1825 and encodes 539 amino acids. The transcript is spliced from 6 exons. Lineage: Eukaryota; Viridiplantae; Streptophyta; Magnoliopsida; Rosales; Cannabaceae.
CCACAACCCACAAGCCCACACGAACCCACAACCAACCCGCUCCCACACUCACGAACCCACAAACCAGACUUCCCCUCUCUCUCUCUCUGUUCUCCUCACGAGCACGAACCCACAACCCCUCACGAACCACGACGAGGACGAUCCAGGACCACGACGACGACGAAGCACUGAACUUCACUGAAGUGAACCAUUGAACCACGAAAAGAUGGCUCCCAGACUCAUUAUUCCAGCACCCGAGCAUUUCACUGGCCGCGUCACAUAUAGGGGCACUGGAAUUUUUGCAAAAAUCAAAGCUCGGUUUGAGGAGUUCAACCUUAAUAACACGGCGAAGGAAAGCCGUUUCGGGAGCUUCUGGAAUGUCGUACCACUGACAUUCUCCUCGGUGUUAUUUCACCAGCUGAUGCUCCACAAAAUGAAAGUGGAUGCUCAGGAGGAGUUGAGGAUGAGGUUUUAUGUUGGUCGGAAGGAGGUCCGAUUCGGGGUGCUGGAGUUUGCACUCAUUACGGGUUUGGACUUCUCCUCGGGGCCAACAGAAGAGGAGAAGGCUGCGCAGGUCGCGCGCUCGGGGUCAGACCGAUUGAUCAACAAAUAUUUCAACCGGUCUGAUAGUGUGAAGACAGAAGCACUCCAACUUCAGUUCACAAACUGCCAGAACCCGGAAGACUUGUACAAGCUCGGCUUGUGCUUGUUUGUGGAGUCAGUGCUUCUGGGCUGCGAGGCCAACGCGCUGAUCACGCCUCACAUACUUAGAUAUGUGGAAGACCUCGAGUUCUUCUUCCGGAUUCCUUGGGGGAAGCACUCAUUCGCCAGACUCAUGCACUCGCUUCAGAAAGACAUGUUGAAACAGAAGGCCAACUACGAGAAGAAGCUGAGUUCGGAUGUUCAGCACGAGUGCAAAUACACAGCAUAUGGCUUCGCACCUGCAGUCCAAUAUUGGGCGUACGAGGCCAUUUUGGAGGUUGGCAAGAGGUAUGGCACGAACCACGGGAUUCGGUUCCCCAGGAUGCUUAGCUGGACGAGCAAAGGCGAUAUUGGGAAGAAAGACGUCAGCGCAUUAUUUUCUAGACGGAAUCUGGAAGUGGUGAAGGGGCUACUUCCACGGACAGAGGAGGAGGCAUUUGUGAGGACAAUAUCUUACGAUGGUGUGGAGAACCUGGUUGAUGAUGUUGUGGAUGACACAGAGGCUGAGGCAGGUAGUCAGGUACCAGAGACUCAGGUCCCAGACACUCAGGAAAGAGACACUCAGGCCACUGGUUCAGAACCUCAGCCCAGUGCACCAUCUUCAUCAGGCGUUCGGGGUGUCGAGUACACUGAUUUAGUGGCUCGGUUGGAUAGGAUCGAGGCUGACACUCAGGGUCUGUAUGCUGCUCAUGUCGAGCUGAAGAAGGCAUACGAGACCAGCCAUGUAGAGCUGAAGGGUGGUCAGAACGUAAUUAUGGAGCAGCUCAGACACAUAUUGGCCAUGUUGAAUCGUCCGCCAACGACAGCUUCAGCUCCGGAGGCCCCAGCAGAUCCAUCUACCCCACCACCAGCUACUUCACCCCCAGUAGAAGAGGAUGAGGUCUUCCCCGACGAUUACGAUCCUUAUGAGGGAGCUCCAGCGACUCCGAUCGAGGCACAACCUCUUAUCCAUGUACAUGACACCGAGUCGCAGGGUGAGAUUCUGUCCAUAGAGGCACAACCUGUAGUGGUUAAGAGUCGGAAGAGGAAGAGAAAGCCUCCUGUAUGGUUCGGUGACUAUACGGAGAUGAAGAGGAGACAUAGGCCAUCUUCGACUUUUGAUCCCCUGGAGCCACCGGAUGAGAAAUUGUUAACCACUUUCUGAAAGUGGUGUGUUGGACUCAUUCCGAACCACCGACUUCGGGAUUUGAGAAGUGGUGAUUACGGUCCAGGAUUCUUUUGGAUAAUGCUCACACCAAAGGAAUGGCUUACAGAUGACCAUAUAGAUGCAGCAAUGCAUAUGCUGAGGAGGCGACGCACCGACUAUCCACUGACAUUUCCUCAGAAGGGUAUCAUUCUCUCCACAUUCGUGACCGCCAUGAUCAGCAGUGCAUGGACGAGCCACAAGGGUCCGAGGAAAAACUUUAAAUGGGAGGAAUAUAUCCUGGACUACUGCACAGGGGCUCAUAAGGUAUUGUUUUAGUAAGAUUUUAAAUGUCAAUUGUUUGGGAAGAUUAUUAUGGUUUGUUAAUUGUUUCGUUGUUCUCUGUAAUUACAGUCCCAAGUCUUUGAGAGAUGGAGGGGUAACGAGUUUAUUUACUUCGUUCUGAACCUUCCCACGGCAAGGCACUGGGUCACAGUUGAAGUCGACAUAGAGCUGUGGAAAAUUAAUGUCUACGACUGUGAUUCCAGCGUCUGUCAUUGGACCGCCAUGGAACCCAUCAUGAAGGUUUGGGCAGAACUGCUGCCCUCGCUAAUCCUUGCAACCGGGGAAUUUCCACAUAACAACCAGAUCAUGGUGUUAGCUAACGGUGACAUCACGGUGCUUCCAAAAAUGCACGCGACUCGAGCCACUCAUGACUUAGUUCCGAAGUCAGCAACCAGUGGUGAUUGUGGCGUGUAUUGCAUUGAGUAUGUGGAGCAUCUCAUGAUGCAGCGUGGAUUGACCGAUGUGACGCCAGACCGGAUAGCCAUGUUUCGUCAACGGUGGUGUGUCGAUUUAUUUUACCAAAAUGUUGGCUGAUUAUAUGUGUAAUUAUUGGGACAUUGUAUAUUUUGUGUAAUUAACAUUACAGUUAUGUAUAUAUAGAUUUUCUUUUCGUUCAAAUUUUGAUAAUUAUACGUGGUUUCAAAUAUAAAAUAUCAACAUUAUUCAACAAAAAUAACUAUUAAACCUAAAAAUAAUUAAAAUAUUUGAAAAAUAUUCAACCUCAACAAAAAUAACUAUGACAAAAUAUGCAUCAUUACAAUAUAUCAAAUUUCCCAACGAAUACGUACAAGACGCCUCAGAUGCGGGCUUUGCAUGUUGCU